Molecule: messenger RNA, 3070 nt
Organism: Raphanus sativus (radish)
Lineage: Eukaryota; Viridiplantae; Streptophyta; Magnoliopsida; Brassicales; Brassicaceae
Product: multiple C2 domain and transmembrane region protein 8-like
Exons: 1
Coding region: 96-3014 (972 amino acids)
Source: RefSeq, a predicted model, not a curated record
CACAAAACCAUGAAGAAGCUUUCAACAUCUCUGUUCUGUCUCUCAGGAGAACCAAAAAAAAAAAACUAGAUCGAUUUCUCUUUGUGUAAAAUUAAAUGAGUAACCUAAAACUUGGUGUUGAAGUCAUAAGCGCAAGGCUCGGAGAUGGUGUUAAUUCCUUUGUGGAGCUACGAUUCGACGAUCAGAAAGUCAAAACCUCGACAAAGCUCGACGAUUCGAGACCUGUUUGGAACGAGAGGUUCUUCUUCAACAUCUCCGACACAGAUGACCUAUCGAACCUGGUUCUUGAGGCUUACGUUUACAACAAAACUAGCAACGUAACGAAGUCUUGUCUUGGUAAGAUUCGAAUCCUUGGAACAGCUUUUGUGCCCUACUCUGAAGCUGCGGGGUUGCAAUACCCUCUUGAGAAAGACAAAUGGAACGCCUUCUCUUUUGGAUCCACCAUUAGAGGUGAGCUCGCGCUGAAGGUGUUUGUAACUGAUAACCCCUCUCUCAAGGUACCGGUUCCAAACCCUAGAAAGAAGAUUACUUCUAACACAAGGCGAAGAUUCCACAGCAUCCCUGCGUCAGAGAAUACUGAACCUAGCCAACCAUCGCGUCGACCACAACCGCAACCACAACUGCAACCAUCGCCUCAACCGCAACCGCAACCAUCGCCUCGACCACAACCGCAACCAUUGCCUCGACCGCAAUCGCAACCACAACCACAACCAUUGUCUCGACCGCAACCGCAACCACAACGGCUUCAAAUGCCGACACCGGUUAUGGAAGCUGCUCCAUUUCAACCGGUCAGACCGGUUCUUAGAGGAGGCCUACAAGCAAAAACAACCACCACUCAUGAUCUCGUCGAGCCAAUGGAAUAUCUCUUCAUCAAGAUCGUGAAAGCACGUAAUCUUCCGACAAUGGACGCGACAGGAAGUCUAGACCCCUACGUCGAAGUCAAACUCGGAAACUUCACAGCAAGAACGACACACUUCGAGAAGAACAAGAAUCCUGUUUGGAACGAAGUCUUUGCUUUCACCAAAUCAGACCAACAAGCAAACUUCGUGGACGUCAUCGUCAUGGACAAAGACGUCAUCAAAGACGACUUCGUUGGUUCGAUCCGGUUCGAUCUAAACGAGAUACCGACACGUGUUGCAACAGAUAGUUCCUUAGCUCCGGAAUGGCACAUAGUCAACCAUGAGAAAGGAGGAGAGAUUAUGUUAUCUGUUUGGUUCGGUACUCAAGCCGACGAAGCGUUCUCAGACGCGACGUACUCAGACGCUUUAAACGCUGUAAACAAAUCGAGUGUGCGCUCUAAAGUCUACCAUUCUCCAAGGCUAUGGUACCUUCGGGUUAACGUCAUCGAGGCACAGGACUUGGUUAUCGUACCAGACCGGACUCAGUUUCCUCCAAAUCCUUAUGUUAAAAUCAAGUUAGGUAAUCAGAUGGUUCGAACCAAACCGGGUCAAUCGCUUAACCCGAAAUGGAACGAAGAGUUCACAUUUGUGGCGGCUGAACCAUUUGAGGAUCUUGAAAUCUCAAUCCAAGACCGAGAGGAAACGCUUGGAACGGUUGAGAUAUCGUUUGAUGAAAUAGAAAGACGGGCUGAUGAUAACCGGAUAGUACCAAACCGUUGGUUUAGUCUUGCGUUAGAGAGCCAGAGGAGAGUUAGAUUUGCAACUACUAGGAUUCUUCUGAAUGUUUGUUUAGAAGGAGGCUACCACGUUCUUGAUGAGUCCACUUACAACAGCAGCGACUUCAGACCGUCGAUGAAGGAGCAGUUGAACCGAUAUGAGCCAUCAGUUGGUGUCCUUGAGUUAGGGAUCUUAGGAGCUGAAGGUUUGAGUCUGAGUGAAGAUGGGAAGAAAGAGACAGUUGAUACUUAUUGUGUGGCUAAGUACGGGACAAAAUGGGUUAGGACGCGGACCGUUAUGAACUGUUUAAACCCGCGGUUCAACGAGCAGUACACAUGGGAGGUUUAUGAGCCAGCAACUGUGAUAACGAUCGGCGUCUUCAAUAACAAUGGGACCAAUGGUGGUAACAACAAAGAUGGGAAGAUUGGGAAAGCCAGAGUUCGAAUAUCUACUCUUGAAUCAGGAAGACUCUACACUAACUCGUACCCGCUUCUCGUUCUUCGACCUUCAGGUGUCAAGAACAUGGGUGAACUACAUUUGGCGAUUCGGUUUACUUGCACCUCCAUGUUUCAGAUGCUUCUCCAUUACUGGAAACCGAUUCUUCCCAAAAUGCAUUACGUGAGACCUUUAAAAGUAGUGCAGCAGCAAAUUCUCAGGCAGCACGCGGUUAACCUAGUGGCGGCUCGGCUAAGCAGAGCCGAACCGCCACUUAGGAAAGAAGUGAUAGAGUAUGUAACCGAUUCGAACUCUCAUUUUUGGAGCAUUAGGAAAAGCAGAGCUAACCUCUACAGGUUGAGAUCGGUUUUCUCCGGUUUACUCGGUACCGGAGAAUGGUUUCAAGAUAUCUGCAUGUGGAAGAGACCAGUAACUUCUACAGCGGUUCAUGUACUCUACUUAGCGUUUGUGUGUUUACCAGAGAUGAUUCUUCCGUUAAUUUCUCUUUGGUUGUUCAUGCUUGGUGUAUGGAACUACAGAUUACGCCCAAGACAACCUCAACACAUGGACACAAGCCUUUCAUUUGCAGACAAUGUUCACCCUGAAGAGCUUACGGAGGAGUUCGAUACGUUUCCAUUCUCUUCCCAAGACCCAGGGACUGUUAAAUUGCGGUACGAGCGGUUGAGGAGCAUAGCUAGUAGAGCUCAGACGCUUGUGGGAGAUAUAGCUGGUCAAGGAGAGAGAGUUCAAGCUCUGUUAAGCUGGAGAGAUCCAAGAGCAACGUCCAUUUUCAUGGUGGUAUGUUUGGUUUCUUCUGUGGUUUUAUAUGUUGUGCCGUUUAAGGUUUUUGUUCUCCUGGCCGGAUUGUACAUCAUGAGACAUCCAAGAUUCAGGAGAAAGACACCUAAUGGUCUGGUUAACUUCUUUAAAAGACUUCCCGCUAAAACAGAUUGUAUGUUGUAGAAUAAUAAAUGAAAACACAUGAGUUCUGAAAAAUCACUACAAGUCUUUUUGUUUCC